AUGGCAGCCUCGACAUAUGAGCACGCCACGGAUAUGAAUCAACCUGCGAGUGCAGCAGACGUGACGGCUCAAGUCACGAACCAACAGACUAAUUCGCCAGCUCCUAGCCCGCCAAAGUCGACACAAUCUCUUCUAACUCGCGCGAGAUCAGUCGUAUGGCUUACUAAUUUGAGCUUCGUGUUACUCGGUGUCCUCAUCGCAUACAUUUAUGGCAAAAUUGCUCAACGACAGGGCGAUAGAAGCUUGAAAGCUGUGCUAUAUGGUGAUUGUAUCGAUCAUGCUCUUGGCACACCUUUCUCAUCAAAUGGGUUCAUCGACCAACCGCCCGUUUUCUUGACCAAUUAG
Molecule: messenger RNA, 345 nt
Organism: Bacidia gigantensis
Lineage: Eukaryota; Fungi; Ascomycota; Lecanoromycetes; Lecanorales; Ramalinaceae
Exons: 2
Coding region: 1-345 (114 amino acids)
Source: RefSeq, a predicted model, not a curated record